Erinaceus europaeus (western European hedgehog) is the source of this 2426-nucleotide messenger RNA. RefSeq names its product zwilch kinetochore protein (gene ZWILCH). NCBI's taxonomy places the organism in Eukaryota, Metazoa, Chordata, Mammalia, Eulipotyphla, Erinaceidae. Gene Ontology annotation, biological process: mitotic spindle assembly checkpoint signaling; protein localization to kinetochore. Gene Ontology annotation, cellular component: RZZ complex. The record is from RefSeq and is a predicted model, not a curated record. The coding region runs from base 250 to 2088 and encodes 612 amino acids. The transcript has 19 exons.
GGAACGGCGAGGACGGCGGAAACCGUCUGGGCUGCCUCUCAAUUCAAGUUUUUAACACUCCCCGGACAAACCGUCUCGUCUCGCGGGGAGUGGGCGGGGCGUAAAAACGAGUCCCGGCGGAGGGGCGGGGACCCCAGCGGCGGCGGCGUGUCUCUGACGUCAGCGCCGCGACCCGUGACGUCAGCCCCGCGCGCGCAGUUCGCUCUGGCGCCGGGAGGGGGGCGGCGGCGGCGGCUGCGGGCCGGCGGCAUGUGGGCGCGGGUGAACCGCGCCGCCGAGGAGCUGCACGCGCGCCUGCUGCAGAGACUCGCUGAAGACGAGAAAGGCGGCUGUGGCGACCCCGUCACCUACGAGGUAGGCCCCCAGCUGGCCUUUGAGCGCGGCGGGCGCGGUCAUCCUCAGCCGGGCUUAGUCGCCGCUACGGAUGUCCAGGUCCACCUGGUCAGCAGAGGCCAGCCAAGCCCUCUGGAAAACAUUUUGAAUGAAAAUGACGUCGUGUUCAUUGUGGAGAGAGUGCCUUUAGAAAAGAGAGAAACGAGUCACGUUGAAGAGCUCCAGUCUGAAGAAACGGCCAUUUCUGAUCUCUCUGUCGGGGAGCAUGUGGGGCCACUGGCCUUGUCCGUGGGGAGGGCCAGGCACUUAAUCGGCCUCUACACCAUGGCUCACAAUCCCAACAUGACCCACCUGAAGCUGGAUCGGCCUGUUCCUGCCCUCCCUCCCCUGUGGGUGAGGUGUGAUGGGUCAGACCCCGAGGGCACGUGCUGGCUAGGAGCUGAGCUCACCACAGCCGCUGCUGACGCCGCUGUCACAGGGGUCAUCCUCUAUGCAGUCCGAUGUAAAGCUGAUAAGAAUUAUUCUGUAAACCUCGAAGAAUUGAAAGACUCCCAUAAGAAAAGACAUCACUUAUCUACUGUGACGGCCAAGGGCUUCGCGCAGUACGAGCUCUACAAGCCCACGGGGCUGGACGAGUGCGCGGCCGCCUCCCAGACCGCCAUCACGCUCAGCGUCGCCUGGAGCCCCGUGGACGAGAUUCUCCAGGUCCCUCCGCUCUCGUCCACCGCCGCCCUGAACAUCCGAGUGGAGUCCGGAGAACUCAAAGGCCCUCUGAGUCAUCUUUACAGGGAACUGAAGUUCCUCCUCGUUUUGGCUGAUGGUCUGAGGACUGGAGUAACUGAAUGGCCUGAAACUCUGGAAGCGAAGUCUGCUGUGGAACUCGUCCAGGAGUUUCUGAACGAUUUACAGAAGCUGGAUGAAAUUGGUGAGUCUACAAAAAAAGACACAGAGGAGGUGAAGCACGACAGCACGGCAGUGGACCGCUCGCUGGAGCUGCUGGCGGCACGGGGAGACCUGGACUUCGCGGAGCAGCUGUGGUGCAGGAUGAGCGCCGGUGUGACGUCCUACCAGGACUUGGUGACGUGCUUCUCUCUGGUCAUCCAGAGCCUGCAGCGCGGUGACGUGCAGCCGUGGCUGCACAGCGGCAGCAGCAGCCUGCUGGCGGAGCUCGUUCACCAGUCCUACCACGGGGCCGUGGGUGCCAUCUCUCUCAGCGGGACCCUCCCUGUUCAGAUGCUUUUGGAAAUCGGCCUGGACAAGCUGAAGAAAGACUAUGUCAGCUUCUUCCUGGGUCAGGAGCUGGCCUCUUUGAACCACUUGGAAUACUUCGUCUCCCCGUCGGCCGACAUCCCGGAGCAAGUGGCCCGUGUCCGGAAGCUCCACCACGUGCUGGAGAUCCUCGUGAGCUGCCGGCUGUUCGUCCAGCCUCAGCACGAGCUGCUCUUCUCCUUGGCACAGUCCUGUAUCAAGUACUAUCAGCAGAACCCCCUGGACGAGCAGCAUGUGUUCCAGCUGCCGGUCAGACCGACUGCGGUCAGGGACUUGUAUCAGAGCGCGAAGCCGCAGACGUGGAGAGUGGAGGUCAGCAGCGGCCAGAAGAGGCUGAGGACAGUGUGGCAGCUGAGUGACAGCCUCCCCACAGACCAUCUGGGACCCCACAGGCCCGACCUCUCCGACGUGACCCUGAACGGCAGCCUGGAAGACAGGACCCCCUUCCCCAGUGUGCUCACCUGCAGCCAGGUGCACUUCCGGUGACUGCGGCCGCCCACCCCAGGUGUGUGCUCCGCACCAGAGAAGGCUCGCCCCCACCCCCGAGACUGCACCCCAGCGUGCUGCUCAGCACCGUCUCCGCAGGAGGACCGCGAGGAGCACCGCGGCGAGGAGCACGCACAGCGUGCCGACCGUGGGCACCACAAUCUCCGUCACCAUCUGCAUGUGGCUCCGCAGGGGCUCUGGGCGGGAGAGAGGGGAGGGGAGGGGGCGCGGGGUGAGCGCUCAUGGCCACAUUAAAGGUGAGCUGCUCAAAGCGGGAGGUGUGUCUGUCACCGCCUAGAUGGAGAAAUUGCGGCGGCCUCCUGAGGGUGCCCGAUCUU